UUGCCAAUGCUGUGUCUUGAUGGUGCAGGUGUUCACAAAGCAGCUGCCUUCCGUAGCCAGCUGGAUAUCCUCGGGGUUCCUCAUGCUCUUGACGUGUGGCCAGCGAACUCCCCAGACCUCAAUCCAAUUGAGAACGCAUGGGCCAUGAUGAAAUGGCGCCUCAAUCAUUAGUAUCCGUUGCCGUCGUCGAAUGUGGUGCUU
Messenger RNA from Zymoseptoria tritici IPO323, 201 nucleotides. RefSeq lists its product as uncharacterized. The coding region runs from base 7 to 171 and encodes 54 amino acids. The transcript has a single exon. The record is from RefSeq and is a predicted model, not a curated record. Gene Ontology annotation, molecular function: nucleic acid binding. Lineage: Eukaryota; Fungi; Ascomycota; Dothideomycetes; Mycosphaerellales; Mycosphaerellaceae.